This is a messenger RNA of Nerophis lumbriciformis (worm pipefish), 1902 nucleotides long. NCBI's taxonomy places the organism in Eukaryota, Metazoa, Chordata, Actinopteri, Syngnathiformes, Syngnathidae. The record is from RefSeq and is a predicted model, not a curated record.
AUGGACGCCGAGGUGCUACUGGGCCCCCCCGUGAUGGCGGACGUGAACGGCAACAAUAAGCUGGCUAACGCCGAGCUGGAGGUGCUCAAGCUGCAGGAGCUGGUCCGCAAGCUGGAGAAGCAAAACGAGCAGCUGCGGAGCAGGGCUAACGCGGUAAACAAUUGCCCCGUCGCCUCCCGACAUCAGCACCUCCUCCUCCAGAGCGGGACCCCGGCCGCUUGUCUGCCCGCGGCCAGGGAGCCUUUCCCGGUUAAGUGUGAGAGCCAAUCCCCCCGGGAGCCCUUCGCCUAUUUUCAGCCUAGCUCGUCGUCGUCUUCUCCCGACGCCGCCGAGGAGGAGGUGCAAGACGGCGUGGAGGAGGAGAAUGGAGCCUCGACGGUUCUGGAUGAGGUUGACAUUUUGGACCUUAACACCGUGUUCUCAGACUCCGAACCGGAUAGCUGGCUUUACGUGAGCUCCAAAUCCAAGCCGGGCAGCGACAAAGUUGGCAUCAGUCCUCUCCAGUGGUGCAGGCAGGUCCUGGACCACCCGGGACCAGAAGUAGAGCUGGCAAAGAUGACGCUGUGCCACAGAUUGGACCAAGCCAAGCGGUGGCGCGGAACCUCCCCCGUCCGACCGUACAGCUGCAUAGACGGACUGUCCACCCUCAGCUGCCCUAUCCUGCCUUACUCCAAACCUGCUGCAAUAACCGACACCACAGCUCUGCCGCCGGUGCCGUCCAGUCCCGCCUUCCCCCUCCGACCCAGCCUCAGCCUGGACAGAGCCCCCAGCUUCCUGUCGAACUCCGGUCUGCACAGUAUUAGCCGUCGGCAUGCUGCCAUCAGCCCCCAGUCUUCCCUGGACAGCGAAGCAGGCAUUUCCGAGCUUGAUGAUGACUCCAUUACCAUGGGAUACAAACUGCAGGACAUGACAGACGUGGAGGUCAUGGCUCGUCUUCAGGAGGAGAGUCUGCGUCAGGACUAUGCGUCUACCUCAGCGACGGUCAGUCGACGCUGCUCCAGCUUCUCCCUGAACUCGCUCCGACGCAGCAACAUUGACCUUGAGGAGGACGAUGAGGACGACGAGGACGAGGGCUACGACCAGCUCCCUCCUCCGCAGCCUCGACUCUUCCGUACGGGAUCGGUGCAGCGGGGUAGCCUGCCCCACUCUCACACCUUCUCCAGCUUCCGGGACUGCAGACGCAGCUCCAACGCCUCGACAUUCUCUCUCGGGGCGUUGGCGCCAUACGCAGGGGUUGCUAGCCUUAGCGAAGAAACCCAAGCGUCGUCGUAUAGGAACAGCGCAGACAUGAAACUGCGGCGAAGCAUGCCCAACCUGAUGCGCGCCCCCAGCAUGCCGAGUGUUCCUAGUAUCCCGAGCGUUCCCAGUAUGCAAUGCCUGACGUCCCCCGUCACCCCGGCGUCCCACGGCCCUUCAUCCCUGCCGACCAUGUCUUCCCUACGCAGCAGUCUCAGCUUUGACUCGUCCAGCAGCCUCGCACGCCUCCAGUCCUCCAUUCCUUCUCCUGGCCAGCUGAGUCAGCGUGUCCAGAGCAUCGGCAACUUCCCCACAGCCCCUCGUCACCCCCUCAAAGCCACCGCCUACGUCAGCCCCACUGUCCUGCAGGGCCCCUCCACCUUGUCCGCCUCCACCAGUCUGCACUCCGUCCCCGGCAGCACGGCGCUGCCUCAACCCCUCAAGCCUGCCGUCAGUUCGGUACCGCAGCCUCUAAAGACCCCGACCGUCGGCCAGUCCGCCGUACCCCGCAGCUCCCUCCCUCGCCCCGCCUCUUUUGUGGGCCUCGGCGGGGCGCUGCGCUCAAACAAAAUGACACAGUCCACGCGGAGUUUGCUGACACCCCCAAAGAGCCUCGCCUCCCUAAGCACCUUGAGGGACGCCAGCUGGAAAGACGGCUGCUAUUAA